AUGUCGAGGCGAUGCUCACUCCCCUCUAUCGUCCGCGAGAUAGGUCACUCCCCAUGCGUCGUGGAAGUGCUGCCCUCCAUCGCAGACGUUUCCGCGUCUCCGCCGCGUACCAUCUCCCUCUUCCGUCGCCCCUUCACGCUACCCUCCUUCACCCCUGCGCACUCCCCUCCGUCGCCCUCGCACACUCCCGGAUCCGUCGCCAACGCUCACUCCCCUCCCGUAGACCACGCUCACUCCCCUCCCGUCGCCCACGCUCACUCUUCCCUCCGUCACACACGCUCCCUCCUCCAAGUCGCCCACGCUCACUCCCCUCCGUGCUGGUUCUGCCCUCGUCCGAUCCGUGUUUCCCCGCCGUCACCCCCCUGCUUCCCCUCCUUUCCCCCCAUGCUUCCCCGCUCUGCCUUACAUCCUUUUCCCGCCUUUCCCCACUCUGCAUUACCCCCUCCUUGCACGUUUCCACCAACGGUGCCAUACGCCCGAGUUCCUCCUGUUCCCUCUCGUCCCUACACUCUUCUUCCCCCUCUCCCCUCUCUGCCUUACACCCGUCAACCCCCUUUUCCCUCUCACCGUUACACUCUUCAACCCCCACCAUGCGUUCUCUGUGUUACGCCCUUCUUCCCCCGUUCGGGACUGUCUUACACCCUUCUUUUCAUAUUCCCCACUCCGCCAUACCCCCUUCUUCCGCCUUUCCACUCUCUCAUGCCUUACGCCCUUCAUCCCCUUUUCUACCUCGCAGCGAGCAGUGCAGCGGCGCCCAAUGCUCCUUCUCUCAUCUCCCUCCCCUCUCUCCUCUGUCUUCUCUCACGCCCCGCCAUGCCACUCUGCCUCUCACCCUUCAACCUCCCCAUCCCCUCUCUGCCUUACGCCCUUCUACCCCCUUUCCCGUCCAGGCCAUACGCCUUUCUUCCCCCUUACGCCACUCUGCCUUACUCCCGUCCAUCCACCUUCCCCUAUCUCCCUCUCCUCCUCCAUCCCACUUUCACAUUUCUGUAUUACGCCCUUUUCAUGUCGUACGCCACUGUGCCCGUCUCCCUGCUUCCCCAUCCCCUCGCGCUUCCCUACACCCCUCGUCCCCCUUUCCCCUCUCUCACCCUUCUCCUUCCCCGUUUCGCCUCUCAGCCAUGCCCCCCUUAUUCCCAUUUUCGACCCUUGCUUGCCUUACCCCCUUCUACCCCCUGUUCCCUCUCUUCCUUACAUCCGUCUACCCCCUUUCCCGUCUCUGCCUUACGCCCUUCUUCCCCCUGUUCCCUCACCUCCUUACGACGUGCUUCCCUUUUUCCCGUCUCUGCCUUACCCCCUUCUUCCCCCUGUCUCCCCCCCCCCCUUACAACCAUCUACCCCCUCUACAAAUCUCUGCCUUACCCCCUUCUUCCCCCUGUCCCCUCUCUUCAUUACCCCCUUCUCCCCCCUGCUUCCCCUCCUUCUCCCCCCUGCUUCCCCUCCGUCCCCCCCCUGCUUCCCCUCCGUCUUCCCCCUGCUUCCCCUCCAUCUCCCCCCCGAUUCCCCUCCUUCUCCCCCCUGCUUCCCCUCCGUCUCCGCCCUGCUUCCCCUCCUUCUCCCCCCUGCUUCCCCUCCUUCUCCCCCCUGCUUCCCCUCCUUCUCCCCCCUGCUUCCCCUCCUUCUCCCCCCUGCUUCCCCUCCGUCCCCCCCCCUGCUUCCCCUCCGUCUUCCCCCUGCUUCCCCUCCAUCUCCCCCCCGAUUCCCCUCCUUCUCCCCCCUGCUUCCCCUCCGUCUCCGCCCUGCUUCCCCUCCUUCUCCCCCCUGCUUCCCCUCCUUCUCCCCCCUGCUUCCCCUCCUUCUCCCCCCUGCUUCCCCUCCUUCUCCCCCCCGCUUCCCCUCCUUCUCCCCCCUGCUUCCCCUCCUUCUCCCCCCUGCUUCCCCUCCUUCUCCCCCCUGCUUCCCAUCCUUUGCUCGAACACUCGCGUAAUGCACAAAUGCGACUACCCUCACUCAACCUUACACCCUUCUUCCCCCAAUCCCCUCUCUGCCUUGCCCCCCUUCCUCCGCCUUUCCACCCUCUCCACCUUACACCCUUCUCCCCCCUUCUUCCCUCUGUCCACUCUCUCUUAUUAUCUCCCUCCCCUCCCUCCCCUCCCUCUCCUCUCUUAUGCCGAUCUCCCCUCCCUGUUUCUUUCCCCCCUCGCCUUCACAGCGCCGUACGCGUUGGCCAAUCCUCACCUCUCUUCUCAACAUCUCCAAUCGGCACCCCACGCUUUGCCUGCGCCACUCCCGGGGGUGUAA
Closterium sp. Naga37s-1 is the source of this 2241-nucleotide messenger RNA. The record is from the annotation of a GenBank genome assembly. NCBI's taxonomy places the organism in Eukaryota, Viridiplantae, Streptophyta, Zygnematophyceae, Desmidiales, Closteriaceae.